Molecule: messenger RNA, 4611 nt
Organism: Hydra vulgaris (swiftwater hydra)
Lineage: Eukaryota; Metazoa; Cnidaria; Hydrozoa; Anthoathecata; Hydridae
Product: DNA polymerase alpha catalytic subunit
Biological process (GO): mitotic DNA replication initiation; lagging strand elongation; leading strand elongation
Cellular component (GO): alpha DNA polymerase:primase complex
Molecular function (GO): DNA-directed DNA polymerase activity; nucleotide binding; DNA replication origin binding
Source: RefSeq, a predicted model, not a curated record
UAUUCUAUCAAUUAAUUUUUUGGCGGGAAGUAAUAUCUUCUAACAAUAAAACUUCUUAAAGUAAAUUACAAUUCAUAAGCAAAGUUAUUACUAAAAUAAAUAAACAAUAUUGAAACUGAUUUGUAUAGAUAAUAAUUAUGUCAGUAGAACAUAGAAGAGAAAGCAGCGGAAGAAGAUCAGGACGAAAUGUUGGGAAAGAAUCUUCUGCUAAAAAAUUAGCAUUAGAAAAGUUAAAAAAAUACCAUGAAACUGGAGAAAAGAUAGAAUAUGAGGUUGGAAAAGAAGAAGACGUGUAUGAACUUGUAGACGAAGAUAAAUAUGCUCAACUUGUGCAAGACAGACAGGAAGAAGAAUGGAUUGUAGAUGAUGAUGGAGGAGGGUAUGUUGAUGAUGGUAGAGAAAUAUUUGAUGAUGAUCCAAAUGAAAUUCCUAUUGAAAAAAAGAAAAAAACUGAUAAAGAGAGUAAAGGAUCAAAAAGUGAUGUAAAAAGCUCAAAAAUUACAAAUUUGUUCAAGUCUGCAAAUUGUAUCACAAAAAGAAAAAAGGAGACAAAUGUUACAGUAGAAGGUGAUUCAGUUUUGGAAGAUAUUCUCAAUAGUAUCACUUCUGCAACAACAACUUCUGGUAGCAAAUACCAUAAUAGAUCUUCCUUACAAAAUAAAACACAAAAACAUUCUCAUUCAACUCGUAAUAUUGAAAAGACGCAAAAGCAGUUCACAUCUCAGCCUUCGCCUCACGUUGAAGAAAAAAAGAUAAUUUUGAAAAAAACAACUCAUGUGCGUGAUUUUACUCAUAUAGUUAAAAAAGAAAAUAUUGAUUCAGGUGCUUCAGAUUUACAUAAAGAUAUAAAUCAAAAUAAAGAUGUGGACACAGAUUAUAAUCAAAUAGAUUGUGAAACAUUUAGUCAAGAUACAGAAAAGUACGCUUCUCAAGAUACAGAUAAUUUUAUUGAAAAAGUUAAAGAUCAAUCUUUAAUAGAAGAUGGUUUUAACGAUGAGUUUUCUGAUGAAAUGGUAACCCUGAUUGAAGAAACUGAUUUAACUCCGAAAACAUCAAUAAAACAAUCUACGAAGUUUCGAUCAUUAGUAGCUUAUGAAGAUGUUUUUGAUAAAAAAGAAGAGCCAUUACCAGAUACCUCUUCAAUUUCUUCAUCAUUACCUACUUCAAAUAUAAAUGGUGAUGAUGUUUUGAGAUUUUUUUGGUUGGAUGCCUAUGAAGAUCGGUUUAGUCAACCAGGAACAGUGUAUUUAUUUGGAAAAGUUUGGAUUGAAGCCUCAAAAUGUUACGUCAGUUGUUGUGUUGCAGUUAAAAAUAUUGACCGCCAAUUGUACAUUCUUCCACGUAAAACGCGUCAUCAGAAUGGCAAAGAUAUUAACAUUCCUGUAGACUUCAAAGAUGUUUAUGAGGAGCUUCAUCAAGGUGCUAUUGCUAAAAACAAAAUCAUGGAGUUUAAAUGUCGGAAAGUUCUGAAAAAGUAUGCUUUUGAUAAAGUUGAAGUACCAUAUGAAGCAGAGUAUCUGGAGCUGUUGUACAGUGCUGACCAACCACAACUACAAUCAGAUUUAAAAGGUGAAACAUUCAGUCAUAUAUUUGGAUCAAACACAACAAGCUUAGAAUUGUUAUUUCUCAAUCAGAAGUUACAAGGACCAUCUUGGAUUGAUGUUAAGUUUCCACAGAUUCCAAAACAAGCUGUCAGUUGGUGUAAAGUUGAGGCCUUUGUUGAUAGGCCGACUUUCAUUACAGUUGUUGAAGAAAGUAUUCCCCCUCCACCUUUGAUUGUCUUAAGUUUAUCCAUGCUUGCUACAACUUCAAAAACUAAUGCACACGAGAUAAUAUCCAUAUGUGGUCUUGUUAAUCCAGAAGUAUUUUUUGAUCGUGGUGUUCCAGAUCAAUGUUUUAAAAAUAGUUUUUGCUUUGUUACGAAACCUUCUGAUCAACUGUUACCUUAUGAUUUUCAAUCAACUAUACAAAAAAAUAACACAAAAAUUCAAGUCUGUGCAUCUGAGAGAUCUAUGUUAGGACUUCUUCUUGCAAAAAUUCUUGCUAUUGAUCCUGAUGUUAUAGUGGGUCAUGAUAUACAAGAUUUUGUUUUUGAUGUGCUGUUACAUAGAUUAGAUUUUAAUAAGAUUCCACAUUGGUCAAAAAUUGGAAGGUUAAAGAGAGCCAAUAUGCCUAAACACUUACAUGGCAAGCAAGGUUUUAAUGUUACAGAUAAAGUUAUAGCCUGUGGGCGACUAGUUUGUGACAUAAAGAUUAGUGCUAAAGAACUCAUGCGAUGUAAAAGUUAUAAUUUAACAGAAAUAUGCAGUUUUGUUUUAAAAAAGCAACGCAACGAUUUAUUACCUGAAGAAAUACUUAAGAAUCUUCAGAAAACAGAAAAUCUUUUAAAUAUGUUGAAUUACAAUCGAGCAGAUGCUAUGUACCAAUUGCAGAUAAUGUAUGAACUAAAUAUUUUGCCACUUGCUUACCAAAUAACUGGUAUUUGUGGGAAUGUAAUGUCACGAACUUUACUAGGAGGUCGAUCAGAAAGAAAUGAAUAUUUGCUUCUACAUGCAUUUUUCAAAAAAAACUAUAUUCUCCCCGAUAAAUCUUAUGGAGCAAAAAAAGAUUUUAAGUUAAAUGAAAAAGAUAAAGAUGUAAAGCAAACAGGAGUUUCAAAGAAACCUCAAAAGAGUCGCAAAAAACCUACUUAUGCUGGGGGUUUAGUGUUAGAACCGAAGAAAGGUUUUUAUGACAAAUACAUCUUAUUACUUGACUUUAAUAGUCUUUAUCCGUCCAUUAUACAAGAGUAUAAUAUUUGCUUUACUACUAUAUCAAGGGAAACAUUCAGUAAUGGCGCAGAGGAGGAAGAAGAGUUGCCAAGCAUACCAUCUCCAGAUUUAGAAACAGGUGUCUUGCCAACUGAAUUAAAAAGAUUAGUUGAACGGAGAAAACAGGUGAAACAGCUUCUUAAAACAGCACCUCAACAGUCAGAUCUUUAUUUGCAGUACGAUAUUCGACAAAAGGCUUUAAAAUUAACUGCUAACAGUAUGUACGGUUGCCUAGGUUUCAGUGAAUCAAGAUUUUAUGCAAAGCCAUUGGCUGCUUUGGUUACUAUGAAAGGUCGUGAGAUCUUAAUGAAAACAAAAGACCUUGCUCAAGCUCUUGGGCUAGAAGUUAUAUAUGGCGACACAGAUUCAAUUAUGAUUAAUACAAAUUCUAAUGAUCUCAAUGAGGUUCGAAAAAUAGGAUCAAAAGUGAAAAGUGAAGUUAAUAAAUUAUACAGAACACUUGAAAUAGAUAUUGAUGGAAUAUUUAAAUCAAUGCUUCUUCUCAAGAAAAAAAAGUAUGCUGCAGUUGUAGUUGAAAUUAAAGAUGAUGGAAAACUUGUUGAGCACACUGAAAUGAAAGGUUUAGAUAUUGUACGUCGCGAUUGGUGUGGUUUAGCUAAAGAAUCGGGAAGUUAUGUCAUAAAUGAAAUUUUGUCUUCAAAGCCUCGAGAUGUUAUACUUGAAAAUAUACAUGAGUUUUUAAGAGAUGUUGCUAAAAAGUUAUCAAAUGGUGAAGUAGAAAUGGAAAAAUUUGAAAUUAAUAAGUGUUUGACAAAAAAUCCAGAUGAAUAUCCUGACAAAAAAUCACUGCCACAUGUCACAGUUGCUUUAAGGUUAAUGGCACAAGGACGUCGUGUUGCUGUUGGAGAUACUAUUACUUACAUAAUUUGUGAUGACAAUUCAAAAUUACCUGCUACACAGCGAGCUUACCACCCAGAAGAGUGUUUAAAAAAUUCAAAUUUAAAAAUUGAUUAUCAUUAUUAUCUAUCAAAUCAAGUUCAUCCUGUUGUGUCACGGUUAUGUGAUCCUAUUGAAGGAACUGACUCAUCUUUCAUUGCUGAAUGUUUGGGACUCGAUCCGACAGGUUAUAAAUCAUCUUCAGUUCAACAAGAUGAACAAGGAUUGUUAACAGUUCUCAUGACAGAUGAGGAAAGGUUCAAAGAUAUUGAGAAGUUUUUUGUGAGGUGUAAUAUUGAGUCUUGUUCUUUGUUCAAACAAGAAGUAGAGUUUAAAGGAUCUUUUGAUAAUAAGGUUGAUCCUUUUGUUUGCUCUUCAUGCAAUCAGCCAUAUCAUCGUAAUAAAUUGCACAACUGUUUAAAGCUUUUUAUCAGAAAUUUUAUCAAUAGAUACUACUCAUGUUGGAUGUCUUGUGACGAUCGCUCGUGUGGAUAUGUAUCUCGACACAUAUCGGUGAAAAGCUUUAUGCAUGCGCAAAUUUGUAAUCAGUGUGGCAAAAGAAAUAUUCAUGUUGAUUAUAGCGACACUAUGUUGUACAAUCAGCUAAUUUACUUAAGCAGGUUAUUCGAUGUUAACAAAACUUCUGAAGUCACAAUAAAGCGAAUUCGAAAGCAAAAUGAUUUAUGGCAAACACUUUAUCAUGAGGUUGAAAAAACAUUAAAACUCAAUGCAUAUUCCACUGUAAAUAUUGGGGACCUUUUUAAAUGAACGAAAUAUUUAUUGAAUUUUAUAGAAAUGUGUACUGUGUUGUAGCUGUUCCACUUAUGAAUAUUUGUCUGAUGUUUAUUGUUGAAUGUACAAAUAAAUCUUGUGAAGAAAAAAAAAAAUUAUUAAUUUUUAUAAA